Messenger RNA from Hyla sarda, 5506 nucleotides. It is a transcript of the gene SLC29A2, whose product is annotated as solute carrier family 29 member 2. The record is from RefSeq and is a predicted model, not a curated record. Gene Ontology annotation, cellular component: plasma membrane; basolateral plasma membrane. The transcript is spliced from 13 exons. Gene Ontology annotation, molecular function: nucleoside transmembrane transporter activity. Gene Ontology annotation, biological process: hypoxanthine transport; thymine transport; adenine transport. The coding region runs from base 208 to 1596 and encodes 462 amino acids. Lineage: Eukaryota; Metazoa; Chordata; Amphibia; Anura; Hylidae.
AGGUGAGAAGAUGCGUUUUCUUGUGAGGGGACCUCGAAACCGCGGGAAUCGUAUUGCCGCCUUUUCUUCUAUAGAAAACUCCCGCUAAAAUCGUCAGCACGUACAGAGAGCGGAUCACCCGGAGAGCUCGCCUGUCACCCCCAAGCCGUGAGUCUACACAGCUUAUUAGGAAAGAGUCGAGGACAUUGGAGGAACACAGAUCGCAGGAUGUCUCGCAAGGAUGAUCCACAAGACAAGUUCCAUGCUGUCACUAUUAUAUUCCUGAUCUUAGGCCUUGGGACAUUACUUCCCUGGAAUUUCUUCAUCACUGCAAUUCCUUAUUUUCAGACUCGUCUGUGCUUGACUCAUGAAGUGAAUGGAGAUUCCUCGACAAACAUUUCUUCAGAGUCCCUGGUCAAUGGAACCGCACAAUGCAAAGAUGACUUUAAUUUUAACAACUGGAUGACCCUCUUAGCCCAGCUGCCUUUACUGCUUUGUACCCUCCUAAAUUCGUUUAUUUAUCAAUGGAUCUCCGAAAGAGUGCGGAUAGCAGGCAGUAUGUUGGCCAUCUUGUCACUUUUUAUUUUUACUGCAGUCCUGGUUGAAGUUGAUUUGGGAGCUCAGAGUUUCUUUGAUCUGACAAUGGCCACAAUUUGGUUUAUAAACGCCUUUUGUGCUAUUCUACAGGGCAGUCUAUUUGGCUUGUUGACCCUCUUCCCCCAGCAUUACAGUAGCAUGUUCCUCAGCGGGCAGGGGAUGGCCGGCACAUUUGCAGCCCUAGCCAUGCUGCUUUCCAUGUCCAGUGGGGCAGAUCAGCUCACCAUCGCCCUCGGUUAUUUUAUUACUCCUUGUAUUGGGACUUUUAUCUCCAUUGCCUGUUACUUCCUGCUUUAUCGUAUGGAAUUUGCGCAACACUAUCUUUCUAAGUCCAUCACUAACAGUUCAAAGACUUAUGAGCUUGAGACAAAAACAGAGCUGUUACACCAAGGAGAGGAAAAUGGAGAUGCUGCAGGUCAAAAGAAAGCUGUUCUUCUAUUAAAGGAAGCAGAGACUGGGGGUGUUGGCGAAGAAAAGAAAAGUGUAUCUGUCUGUGUUGUAUUAAGGAAGAUCUGGGUGAUGGCUCUAUCUAUCGUAAUCACAUUUGGGGUAACACUAUCAGUAUUUCCUGCAAUUACAGCAAAAGUUGAAAGCAGCGUGAACGAUGAAGGCUGGAAAAAAUUCUUUACUCCUGUAUGCUGCUUCUUGACUUUCAAUAUUAUGGACUGGAUUGGUCGUAGUAUUACUUCAAAAACCUUGUGGCCUGGUCCUGAUUGUAAAUACCUACCUUUACUCGCAGCAAGCCGCUUUAUAUUUGUACCUCUCUUCAUGUUGUGUAACGUUACUAGAUCCGACCGCUAUUAUCUACCAACUUUAUUCUACCAUGAUGUUUGGUUUAUCAUCUUCAUGAUCUUCUUUUCUGUCAGCAAUGGCUAUUUCGUAUCCCUUCCCAUGUGUUUGGCACCCACGAAAGUAUUGCCACACGAGGGUGAAACAACAGGGGCCCUCAUGACCUUCUUUCUUGCAUUGGGACUGUCAGUGGGGGCAGGAUUAUCCUUUGGCUUCAAAGCACUUUUAUAAGAAGACUUGAAGUCCCCUCCAGUACAUACAAUUGUCAUUCUGCUCUGACCUUUAGUUGUGUUCUGCAAGAAAGAAAUCUGCACUGAUCUCACCAGUUUACUGCUUUGCUUUUAGUGUUUUUAUUUAAUUAUUUUUUUUACUUUUGCUGUUUUAUUGUCAAUCUUAUCAAGACAGUUUUCAAUCACCUUAUUGAUCACUGCUGCUACAUUUUUAUUUGUAGGAAAACUAUUUUAACAUUGUUAUUUAUGUCUAGUUCGUAACCAAAGCUGUUUUUUUUUUGUUUGUUUGUUUUUUUUAGGUAUAUUAAUUAGGAAUGUGCAUGUAGCAUCUGGGAAAGUGUUAAAGUCCUAUUGAUAAUAUACUGGUUAUCGCCAAACAUUCUUUAAAAGGGCAUCACAAUAAUCAAAGCAUUUUCCACUAUUCAUCACUUCCAAAAUUGCGGGAAGCAACUUUGAUAUUUACAUCGCUGAAACAUGACUUGGAGUCUAGAAUAGGAUCAAAAAGUCCUAAAUAUGAUUUAUUUUACAGAAAAUAUGUUAUAUACAGUAGUUGGUGCAGUAAUUUCUAACUCUUCUGAAUGGUCUGAAUCAAUAACUAUUGCUGAGGGAGUCAACAGGGACCUUCUGCAUUCUCGCGAACAGGGACCACUGAAUGCAUUCUCUAUGGGAGCUGCUGAAGAUAGCUGGGUGACUGCUUGAAAAUCACUGGGUGAGACAGUUCCAAUUUGCUGUGAUUUGACACUUGUUUUUUAUUUAGUUUUUUGUUUUGUGAUGAAAUAAAACAAACUCUUUUAUGGAGAGAUUCUUUUUUGCUGUUUGGUACAGCAGUCGCCUAUCUCCACAGCUCCCAUAGAGGAUGAAUGAAGCAACCCGCCGCUCCAUUUUAAUAAGAGACUUUGGUCCUAGUUCUCAACAUUGUUGGUGGUCCAGCUGUCAGACCACCUACAAUCAGAUAGUUAUCCCCAUCCUAUGGAUAGGGAAUAACUUUGAGUUGAGUCAACCCCUUUAAUGGCCCUGAUGAUUCCUUCUUCUCCAGAAGAUUAUGGCUCUAGGGGUCUUCUAAUAGCUAUAAAGUCUAGAUGUAUUGUCAGGAUAGUAACCAAAAUACUGAUAUAAUACGGAUGCAUCUAUAUAUUAUAUUUGAAUCCCCCUUCAUAGCCUUUAAAGGGGUAUUCCGGUGGAAUACAUUUUUAUUUACUUUUAUUUAUUUUUAAAUCUACUGAUGCCAGAAAAUUUAACAUAUUUGUAAAUUACUUCUAUUAAAAAAUAUUAAUCCUUCAAGUAAUUAUCAGCGGCUGUAUACUACAGAGGAAAUUCUUUUUGGAUUUUUUUGUCACGACCACAGUGCUCUCUGCUGACACCUCUGUCCAUGUCAGGAACUGUCCAGAGCAGGAGGAAAUCCCCAUAGCAAACAUAUGCUGCUCUGGACAGUUCCUAAAAUGGACAGAGGUUUCAGCAGAGAGCACUGUGUGGUCAGACAGAAAAGAAAUCCAAAAAGAAAAGAAUGUCCUCUGUAGUAUACAGCUGCUAAUAAGUACUGGAAGGAUAAAGAAUUUUUAAUAGAAGUAAUUUACCAAUCUGUUUACCUUUCUGGCAUCAGUUGAUUUAACCACUUGGGGACGCGGGGUGUAUGCAUAUACGCCCUGCAUCCCCAAUCCUUAAGGAAUCAGGGCGUACCUGUACGCCCUGGUCCCGUUUAUAAAGUUUAAAACGUUCUCACCAGAAGAGAACAGGUUAAACCCAGUGGGUCCUGGUUCCCACGGGUAGCCAGGACCGACUGCUAAUGCCCGACACGGCCGAUCGGGCCGAUGCCCGGCAUUAACCCUUUAGAUGCCUCAAAGUUCAUCAGGGAGUCUAAAACGAAAGUAAAAAGAAUCCCGGCAGCUCAGCGGCGCUGAUCGGGACUAUCGUGACAAAAACACGAUGUCCCGAUCAGCUUACCGGAAGACGAUAGGGUCCUGACCUGCCUCUCCGUUGUCCGAUCGGCGAUCUACUGCUCCAUGCCUCCAAACAAGUUAUAGGGGUCAUAAGAUGCCAAUUUUAAACAUAAUAAUUUUGGUGCAUGUAGUUUAGAAUUUUUUUAAAGUAUUAAAAUAAAACCUACAUAAAUUGGGUAUCCUUGUAACCGUAUGGACCUACAGAAUAAAGAUAAGCUGUUGUUUUGCAGCAGGUUAUAUUAUAAAAUAAGUGAUGUCGUUGCAAAGUAUAAUUGCUGAUGCCAAAAGCAAGCCCUUAUGUGUCUCUAGGUGCAGAAUUGAAAGCGUUGGGACUUUUAGAAAGGAAGGAGGAAAAAGCGAAAAGUCCUUAAGGUGAAAAUAGGCUGAGUCCCUAAGGGGUUAAAAUAAAAAAUUUCCACCGGAGUACCACUUUAAUUGCCUCUUUCCAUCUGCAAAAUGGCAGAAAUGUAUGCUGAGCUUUCAAAAAACGAUUCAUUAACAUUAGUGCCAUGUUCAAUAUGUUUUGUAAAAGGUGAAAGGCUAGGGUCACAUUGUUUUUUAAGGUGUAUUACAUUUCAGUUUACACCUUUUUUAUUUAUUUUUAUUUUUUUCUUAUGUCCAGUCAAGGUCAUUUUCCCAUAGAAGUCAUUGGGAAAAACGCUGCACCGUUCACAUGUAAAUAAAAAAAAAAAAUUUAUUGUCAAAAGAAAAAUUAUUUUGCAUGUGGUAUAGCUGUUUCUACACGUGGUAUUUGAAGCGCUUUUAAGGUUUUCUUUCGAGACGUUUUUGCACAUAAACAUGCUAAUAGGCUUGAAAAUUGCAAGCAGGUUUCUUAUUUGCAAAAAAAAAGCCUUUAAUAUCCCGGUAAAAUGUUGAAAAGCUGCAAAACGACUUCACAAAACAAAAACGUGCAUAAAUUUUUUUUUUAAAUUGCUUUUAUUUACAUGCAAAAUGAGCCUCAAAAUUUCAAGUAAUACUUAAGAGCAUCAAAGUACACUGUGUAAACAUAGCCUAAGUCAGGGUUUCCCAAGCAGAGUGCCUCCAGAUGUUGCAAAACUACAACUUCUAGAAUGCCCGGACAGCCUUUGGCUGUCUGGGCAUGCUGGGAGUUGUAGUUUUGCCACAGCUGGAGGCACCCUGCUUGGAAAACACUGGCCUAAGGCUUCUCAUUUAUCCUAUUACCUCUGAUACUCCAGGAUAUGGCAGCAUACAAAUUCACUAUGGUAUUUAAGUCUUUAGCAAUAAACUUGUAAAAUUAAUGUAUUUCAUAUUUAUCUUGCCAUCUAUUAUUUAUAGGAAUCUAAAGGGAGUCAAUGUAGUAUUAUUAUAAAAAAAAAAAAAAAAUUAUUCUUUUUUAGAAGUGUAUUUUUAUUGGCUGAAUAUUAAAGGGAACACAUUGUAUUGUGAAGGGGAACUUUACUUUUCAGUUCUUUGUAUUAUGACUGAUUUAUAUUUACUCUUUGACUGUGUGUUGUAUUGUUGAUACAACCUUAUAUUGUGUGUUAGCAGUGUAAAUGCUUGUUAAUAUUUUUUUAUUCUAUUACAAUAGGCAUCUCUGGUGUCGCUGGCUAAAUGUUACAGUAUAGUCAAUCAAAAUGAGUAUGUAUGUACUUUUUCACUGUUAAAUUUGGAAUUCUGAUGCUCAAACUUUAAAGAUGUGAUUCAGUGAAAUAGUGAAAAGGAUUGACGUUGUGCUAUAGGAGACUUUUCAAGCCGUGGCUUUACGUACAGCACUUCAGACAUUCAUCCAAUAGAAUGAAAUAUUGCCAACGAAGGCAUAGUUAUAGACAAAUCAUUGAUCAUAGGAUGUUGCUUGAUUUGGCUGUUACAAAACAUAGGAUUCUUAUUGAAUUGUACAUUUAUUUUGUAACUAUUAUGUUAAAAAUACUCAAAACUAGAAGAAACUAACUUAGCAUUUUACCAGUUAUUUUUUUAUGAAUAAAGCAUUUUUUUAUGACAAACAUCUGUUCACUG